Mizuhopecten yessoensis (Yesso scallop) is the source of this 3517-nucleotide messenger RNA. Its product is annotated as folylpolyglutamate synthase, mitochondrial-like. The record is from RefSeq and is a predicted model, not a curated record. NCBI's taxonomy places the organism in Eukaryota, Metazoa, Mollusca, Bivalvia, Pectinida, Pectinidae. Gene Ontology annotation, cellular component: mitochondrion; cytoplasm; cytosol. Gene Ontology annotation, biological process: tetrahydrofolylpolyglutamate biosynthetic process. The transcript is spliced from 15 exons. Gene Ontology annotation, molecular function: ATP binding; tetrahydrofolylpolyglutamate synthase activity. The coding region runs from base 97 to 2052 and encodes 651 amino acids.
AAGUCGGUCAUUUGCUCCGCAACCUAACACGUGUGAGCGUGGAGAGGGAGACGUAAUGAGCUAGGCAUAAUUAUGUUGACAUUUGAGCUUUGAAAAAUGAACAACAUGGUGCGAUCUUUCCCAAAACUUGCUGCAAAUGUCUCCUCUGACAUCAGCAAGAAAUACGAGGUGUGGUGGAGAAUCCAGGAGGCAGUGAAGAUGCUGAACACUCUCCAGAGUAAUGCUCAGACCAUACAGAAGAUCCGUAAAGAACGGAACUCGCUUUCCCAUCUCAACAUCCCAAACAUGGUCAAGUACGCAGAGCGGGCAGGCAUAUCUCUGGAUGAUAUUGACAGUCUGAAUGUGAUACAUGUCAGUGGUACAAAGGGCAAGGGGUCGACCUGUGCCUUCACCGAGAGUAUUCUCCGCCAGUACGGCUACAGCACUGGCUUCUUCAGUUCCCCACAUUUGGUAGAAGUCCGGGAGCGCUUCCGUAUUAAUGGUUCACCUCUCUCACGAGACAAAUUUGCUCAUUAUUUUUGGGACGUAUAUCACAAGCUUGAAGCCUCAAAGCACCAACAUAACGGUGCCAUGCCGGCUUACUUUGCCUUCUGUACUAUCAUGGCGUUUCACGUGUUCCUGCAAGAGAAGAUUGACGUGGCCAUUGUGGAGGUCGGUAUUGGGGGCCAGUACGACAGUACUAACCUCAUACGCAAACCUGUGGUGUGUGGAGUAGCCUCCCUUGGGCUAGAUCACACAUCAAUACUGGGAAACACCAUUGAAAAGAUAGCCUGGCACAAGUCCGGAAUUUUCAAGUCGGGAGUGCCAGCGUUCACCGCGCCACAAGUGUCUCCAGCCUUACAGGUUAUCAGAGAGAGGGCAGAGGAGAUAGGGAGUCCGCUUCACAAGGUUUUGCCGUUGCAAGAUUUGAAUUUCCAGGGUAGAAAACUAGAAAUCGGUAUUGAAGGGUCCAUGCAAAUGGUGAAUGCAGCUCUAGCCAUGCAGCUUUCUAAAACCUGGAUAGAAAACAGAGAAAGGAACGCCCGGAUAGAGGAUACAGGAGAAAUGGAGAAUGGAGUCCAAUCCUCUAUCCCCAAUGCCAAAGAAAGCAGCCCAUGCAUACCUGAGUGUGAGCCGUUCGCUGUGACUGAGAACAUGCAUCAAGGACUAGCCAUGUGUAGCUGGGCUGGUCGAAAUCAGUCUAUCAAGAAACAGCGGCUGACUUAUUACCUGGAUGGAGCCCACACCUUUGAGAGUAUACAGCAAUGUGUUGAAUGGUUCAAGACUGCAUCAGCAAAGGAGGCCAAGACUAUCAGGGGAAAGGUUGUCAAGGUCAUUGUAUUUAACACAACAGGAGACCGAGAUCCAUCGGUCCUGAUAGCUCCUCUCACGGAUUGUCAGUUUGACUUGGUUGCCUUCUGCCCGAACAUUGCUUUUAGUAACCGCAACACUUUAGGAAAGCGUGGAGAUCUCACCAACAACACAGUCACCACAGAAAGCCAGCACGCCAGGUGUCUCCUGAACAAGGAAUUUUGGAUCAAAGUACACCAGUCCAGGACAGCUGGGGCCGAAUUUUCAGAUGAUGUCCCCAGCGGCACUUCUAAACGGACUCUUCAAAAUGGCAAUGCAAACGGACAAACAAAUGGGUCAAACAAAAGGUUAAAAGUGGACCACAAUGAUGAUGACAUAUCGCAAACAGAAGAUCAAAAGUCUUUAAAAUCGUCAAAUGGUGUUUCAUUAGAUCUUGGCAAUGGCGAAUCAAAAUCUGUGAUAAAUGGAGAAUCUGAAGAUCCAUUAUUUCAUAAUAUAUCCUGUGAACAAGCUACCUGUGAUAGCCGCUCAAUACAUUCACACGACACUGAUGUCAUUUCCCAAGUAUUUCCGUCCAUUUUUGAUGCACUUAAGUGGGCCACUCAAGGUCGUGACCAGCUAGUUAAUGACGACAUUAAACUUGACUUAAAUGACAUUCCUGAAGAUCUUCGGGAUCCUGCCCAUAUACAAGUCUUGGUCACAGGAAGUCUUCAUCUUGUGGGUGGGGUGCUAAGGGCUGUUGGUCCUGACUACAACUCGUAAUUUGUCGUGAUACAAUGUACAAGGUUGUCAGGGCCACCCGGCCUGAAUUUGUCGUGAUACAAUGUACAAGGUUGUCAGGGCCACCGGGCCUGAUCAUACUAGUAUCUGUGGCAAGAAGUGUAAUACAGUGUUAAAUACUGGCUGUGGAGCUCCACUACAUUUGCUAGGGUGUCCUCGGUAGGAAGUAUUAUACGAGGUUGUUAGGUCUGGUCGGACUGACCACUGACCACAGUGCCUAGUGUAAUACUGUCGAGUCUGUACAAUUUGAUAGUUCAGACUGAUGAGGUGUUAGUGCUACAAUCAGACAAUUAUUGUAAUUACAGCUUUAAGUUUCUUACAUAUCAGUAUAGGACAGGUAUUAUAUUGGUUUGGGAGAGAGGAACUUUUGAACACUCUAUUCAAGGGUGUUUCCCCCUCUCUCUGAUAUUUUCUGUAUGUUAUAAUCAUAUUGGCUUGUCGAUUAAAAUAUUAGUUAAGUGUUUUUAUUUUUAUGCAAGUACCAGUAUAAGAGUGCAGCAUAAUUUGUUGUUUUUUUAAGCAAAAUCAAACAUUGUUAUUGUCAAAAUGGUUAAAAAUGUUCUUCUAUCAGUAGAACCUUAAUGAUACAUGAAUGGUCGAAGCUUGCGUAGUGAUGUGAAGGGGAGACAACUCGCGAUACACAGCAGUGUAUGCUAGUCCAGUUACAUACAGCAAAACUUUGUUUAGUUUGUCUAGUAGAACAGACUACAUGUAUUUUGCAAUUCAAAAGGGAAAACUUGCUGAAAUCCUGUAUAGCAGGACAACCGAACUGCUGGUGGCUGGAUAGCAGGACAACCGGACUGCUGGUGGCUGGAUAGCAGGACAACCGGACCGCUGGUGGCUGGAUAGUGGAACAACCGGACUGCUGGGGGCUGGAUAGUGGGACAACCGGACUGCUGGUGGCUGGAUAGUGGGACAACUGGACAGCUGGUGGCUGGAUAGUGGGACAACCAGACUGCUGGUGACGGAUAGCAGGACUACCAGACUGCUGGUGGCUGGAUAGCAGGACAACCGGACUGCUGGGGGCUGGAUAGUGGGACAACCGGACUGCUGGUGGCUGGAUAGAGGAACAACCGGACUGCUGGUGGCUGGAUAGGGGGACAACUGGACAGCUGGGGGCUGGAUAGGGGGACAACCAGACUGCUGGUGACGGAUAGGGGGACAACCAGACUGCUGGUGGCGGAUAGCAGGACUACCAGACUGCUGGGGGCUGGAUAGCAGGACAACCGGACUGCGGGUGGCUGGAUAGCAGGACAACCGGACCGCUGGUGGCUGGAUAGUGGGACAACCAGACUGCUGGUGACGGAUAGUGGGACAACCAGACUGCUGGUGACGGAUAGCAGGACCAGGUCAACCAGGCUAGUGGUGAGACAACUAACUGGUGAUGACUGGACUGAUAGAGCAACUGCAUGUUAUAGCCCUGUCUCAGUAUAAAACAUAGAGAGCU